CUCUUUGGUUUUGAUUAUUGCUGACAAUGGGAACUCUGGAAAUUGAAGCAUCGCCAAAACUGGCUGAGCAAGCGGUGAAAGAGGAUGCCGUUAUCGACGAAAGCGAGCUGUCUCCGAUAGAAGAAGUUCGUCUAACAGUGCCCAACACCGACGACCCUUCACUCCCAGUAUGGACUUUCCGUAUGUGGUUCUUGGGUCUUUUCUCAUGCAUCCUUCUUUCCUUCUUGAACCAGUUUUUUGGCUACCGAACCGAGCCGCUCGUCAUCACCCAAAUCACCGUCCAGGUGGCGACUCUCCCCAUCGGACGGUUCAUGGCUUCGGCUCUUCCCACGACUAAGUUUCGUAUGCCGGGGUUUGGUUCAAGGGAGUUCUCGCUUAACCCCGGACCGUUCAACAUGAAGGAGCAUGUUUUGAUUACCAUAUUCGCUAAUGCUGGGAGCGCUUUCGGAAGUGGUACGGUUUAUGCUGUUGGUAUUGUUACCAUUAUCAAAGCGUUUUAUGGAAGGAGCAUCUCUUUCUUGUCUAGUUGGCUUCUUAUCAUUACUACACAGGUUAUGGGAUAUGGUUGGGCGGGGAUACUGAGGAAGUUUGUGGUGGAGCCGGCGCAUAUGUGGUGGCCCUCUACACUUGUUCAAAUUUCUCUAUUCAGGACUUUGCAUGAAAAAGAAGAAAACACUGAUGGCAAGCGCCGCAUAUCACGGUCGAAAUUCUUUGUGAUUGCAUUAAUAUGUAGCUUCUGCUGGUAUGUAUUUCCAGGUUACCUUUUCCAAACCUUGCAAAGCAUAUCUUUGGUGUGCUUAGCCUUCCCCCAUUCAGUAACAGCCCACCAAAUCGGCUCAGGCAUGAGUGGUCUCGGCAUAGGGGCCUUCACACUUGACUGGACGACCGUUGCUUCUUUCUUGUUUAGCCCACUUGUUUCUCCCUUCUUCGCCAUUGUAAACGUCUUCAUUGGGUAUGCCUUGAUAAUAUACCUUGUGAUGCCAGUAUCUUACUGGGGGCUAAACCUUUACAAAGCGAAAACGUUUCCCAUAUUUUCAUCAGACUUGUUCACCGCACAAGGUCAGUUGUAUAACGUUUCAUCAAUAGUUAACAACAAGCUUGAGCUCAAUGUGUCGGAGUAUGAGAAGUUAGGGAGUGUCCAUUUGAGCACUUUCUUUGCCGUCACCUAUGGAUUUGGGUUCGCCACUAUUGCUUCCACAGUAACACAUGUGGCCUUGUUCUAUGGAAGGGAAAUUUAUAGUCGAUAUCGAGCUUCUUCGAGGGAAAAGGCCGAUGUUCAUACGAGGUUGAUGAGAAACUACAAGGACAUACCUUCAUGGUGGUUUUAUUCGCUUCUUGCCGUGUCCAUUCUUGUCGGUCUUGCACUAUGCAUCUUCUUUAAAAAGGAUGUCCAAAUGCCUUGGUGGGGGCUAAUAUUUGCUGCUGCGCUUGCCUUCUUUUUCACUCUGCCUAUCAGCAUUAUAACAGCCACGACAAAUCAAACACCAGGGCUGAAUAUCAUUACAGAGUACAUAAUGGGAGGAAUAUUGCCUGGACAACCAAUAACCAAUGUCUGUUUCAAGACGUAUGGGUACAUGAGCAUGGCUCAGGCAGUGGCUUUUCUUAGUGAUUUUAAGCUCGGUCAUUACAUGAAAAUCCCUCCAAGAUCAAUGUUCUUGGUUCAGUUCAUUGGAACCAUGUUAGCCGGAACAGUAAACCUUGGCGUAGCCUGGUGGCUUCUUUCUUCCGUUGAGAACAUAUGCCACAAAUCUCUUCUCCCAGCAAAUAGUCCAUGGACAUGCCCGGGCGAUAAAGUCUUUUUCGAUGCAUCAGUUAUUUGGGGUUUGGUUGGACCGAGACGAAUUUUCGGCUCACAUGGGGAGUACUCUACACUUAACUGGUUCUUCCUAGGAGGACUUUUGGGACCAGUUGUAGUAUGGCUUUUGCACAAAGCAUUUCCCAGUCAGACAUGGAUUCCCCUUAUCAAUCUGCCAGUGCUCUUAGGCGCAACCGGCAACAUGCCACCGGCAUCACCAUUGAACUAUACUUCCUGGAUUCUGGUUGGAACUAUCUUCAACUUCUUCGUAUUCAGGUAUCGAAAGCAAUGGUGGCAGAGGUAUAACUACAUUCUGUCGGCAGCAUUGGACGCAGGGGUAGCAUUCAUGACAGUGCUGCUUUAUAUCGCACUGGGGGUUGAGGAUAAGGGUUUGAACUGGUGGGGUGCCAGUCCCCAUGUUGUACCCGAGCACUGUGAUCUAGCAACUUGCCCCACUUCUAAGGGGAUAUCAGUCGAUGGGUGCCCCAUAUUUUAAGCUUCAUGUUUGACCUUGUACUCUGUUAGAACCUGCUACCUUAUUACUUGAUGUUUACAAGGUAUCAGCAAGACUUUAAGAAUCGAAAAUUCGCUCAAGCUUAACGAGUAU
Messenger RNA from Hibiscus syriacus, 2402 nucleotides. RefSeq names its product oligopeptide transporter 4-like. Gene Ontology annotation, molecular function: oligopeptide transmembrane transporter activity. The coding region runs from base 27 to 2291 and encodes 754 amino acids. The record is from RefSeq and is a predicted model, not a curated record. Lineage: Eukaryota; Viridiplantae; Streptophyta; Magnoliopsida; Malvales; Malvaceae. Gene Ontology annotation, biological process: transmembrane transport. The transcript has 6 exons.